Messenger RNA from Marasmius oreades (fairy-ring Marasmius), 1746 nucleotides. RefSeq lists its product as uncharacterized. The coding region runs from base 1 to 1746 and encodes 581 amino acids. The transcript is spliced from 8 exons. The record is from RefSeq and is a predicted model, not a curated record. Lineage: Eukaryota; Fungi; Basidiomycota; Agaricomycetes; Agaricales; Marasmiaceae.
AUGUCCAAUGUUCUAUCAGGCGUAAACGAAACUGAAAUUACUGCCGCACCGCCGCUCAUGGUCUUCCAAGACACUCAAAAGGAUGCGAUCACAUAUUCGCCCAAAGGAUCGUGGAAUUCUCAACCUGAGAAUGUUCUCGAGUUUACUCAAGGGACCGGACACUCGACCUCACAACUAGGCGCAUCAAUCAACUUUACAUUCAUAGUGAGCAUGCACCUGUCUCAACUUUUCGUCCCGCCAUUCACCAACUUACCGAUAGGGCCAAGUUAUUCCGGCCAUGUCCAUGUAUUCACCGCCAGGCGAGCAAUUCAGCGGCAGAAGCAAAUGUUGUUUCAUUCCGACGGCCUAGCGCCUGGGUCACAUACCGUCACAAUGACGAAUGGGAAUGGAGGUGACCUUUUCACUCGGCAAGCGGACGACGUAGAUUUGCUGGAAUUUGAUUAUGCCACGGUUUGGAAUGCAGAGGUACUAAGUUCACAGGCCAGCCCUUCCUCGUCCCAGCCUCCUGCAACUAUGACCGUGGAAGCUAAACAUGGAGCAUCUGGGCUGAGUUCAGGCGCUAUUGUUGGGAUCACUUCAGCCUGUGUUUUGUUCGUCGCGCUUCUUGGCGUAUUAUGGGGCCUAAAUAGACGUAACAGAACCCUCUGGAUGCGCCUCAACAAGGGAUAUAUGGUUCAAACACAAUUCGAUUGUCAGUCAACAACGUCCAUACCCUCUGGUAAUCCUGAGAUGGCAUCACUGGAUAGACGCACUAUGGCCCCACCCACGCAGCCCAAUCUUGAUCGUAACAACAGUUCUCAUCAUAUACUCCCAAUCUGUUCAUCAUCUGAAGCGCUCCGAAGCCAGGAGUCUGCUUCAACUACGGUCGAACACACUUACCCUCUCACCGGCUACAGCCGCGAUAGAUCGUCGUCAAAGGGUUCCACCGAAGUUUCUGAUAGUAUCAUAAACACCUCCCAAGGAAACCCUUAUCCUGACGAUGCCUAUCCUGUACGCAAUCCUGGGGAUCACGAUACCGGUGAGGAUAGAACAGGGCCGGCACGGUCGGGAACACUUGACACGAUCUCUACCCUUGUUGCUGAGGAUGGAUCUCAAGUAGACUCUGAAGAUGCUCGGUCAAGCUUGAAGAUUUUCACAAGAUCGCCUCUGAUGGGUCCACGCCCGUGGAAGGAGAGAAAUCCACCCCCAACGCCCGCUCCCACUCUCGCAAGCAGCAACUCGGGUUCACAAUCUACGCGUCGGCAUACUCCCAAGGGAUUCAGACUCCGGACGCCUCGUUCUUCUUCACCAUCAGCAACACGACGACUCCUUCCAAAUCAGGACCAGGACGACGAUCAGAUUGCUUCCGGGUCUGAUGGGGAAUUCGACGAGGACGACGAGGCGGAUUUCUAUGCGUCUGAAGCACCAUUUUCCGCUACUCGAAUAGGGUCUCCCAGUAUCAGCAUCGCGAACACACAGUUUGACACUCCGACGUCUAUACGGGGACGGUAUAGUUCGUUACUAAGUACAAACCUUGGUAUACCCUCCCGCGUUGAUGAGGAAUCUGAACGGGAAUUGGUAGAGGCGGCACAGUUGCAGGCUCUUUAUAUCCAGCGUACCCACCAGGAUCAUUCUGAUAUCGGGAACCUCGUGGACGACCCUAUGUGGGAAUAUCCGACAGUAGACAGCCCACCCCCAGUUUAUACCAGUACCAGGGCAUCGUUAGCAGACCGACAUCGACAGGAGGAGACACUCCCAAGACUGUGA